AUGUUCACCUACUCUACACCCAUGUACGGCUCAGGCAGUUCUGGAGGUAGUGACGGUGGCUCAGGUUAUCAGAGCUGCAUGCAGAUGUGUGCUGCAUCUUAUGCCGCUCCUACGAUGGCAUCAUCUACGUGGUCCGCUCCCCCCGCCACGACUACUGCAGCGGGUGGUUCUGGUUGCACACACACCGUUAUUGUUGCUCCUACCCAGGGCGUUCUGCGAUAUGUGCCUUUUGCCAUCAAUGCAUCUGUUGGUGAUACCGUCGCAUUUGUCUGGAAUGCCAACACACACACUGUUACAAAGUCAUCCGAACUGGCGAUUUGUAAUAAAACUUCGGACAUGCCAUUUGCUUCUGGGGUGCAGAAUAGGAGCUUCGUUUUCACCCAAAAGGUCAACGACACCAAUACAACAUUCUACUACUGUGGAGUUCCUGGACACUGUCAGAAAGGAAUGUUCGGUAUCAUAAACCCUCCCAAUGCUCUAAUGGGUAGCAAUGGAACGGUCUCCAGCAUGAUGCCUGUCAUGGCUUCAAACAGCUCGAACAUGACCGCAAUGAUUCAGUACACAAAUAUGGUGACGGCGAACAAUACCAUGGCUGGCAAUUGGGGUGGAAACAUCGACAUGAGUGGCAUGCCUCCAUCGUCCUACCAAUAUAUGCUCGAAAAUGUGAUGUAUACGCGAACCUUCUUGGCCGCCAACCCGGAAGUGUUGUCAGCAGACGGUGUCGACCUGUCUAGCGCAGGAACCACACCACUCAUAGUUCCAAACGACAUUACCACCGCUGCCACCAAUUCCUCCACAUCUUCUGGGUCCCCCACUUCAGGAUCACCGACUGCAGGGGCUACUGGCAGCAGCCCCUCACCAGCCUCGACAGGUGGUGCUGGGAGCCUCGGUUCACCAAGCAUUCUCGUCAGCGUUGUUGUCGCCUCCCUUGCGUUUGUCCUAUGA
Molecule: messenger RNA, 945 nt
Organism: Suillus subaureus
Lineage: Eukaryota; Fungi; Basidiomycota; Agaricomycetes; Boletales; Suillaceae
Exons: 7
Coding region: 1-945 (314 amino acids)
Molecular function (GO): electron transfer activity
Source: RefSeq, a predicted model, not a curated record